ACCUCAACCACACCCAAACCUCUCCCUCAAAACACUCAUCACACUCACACACAAUAACCAUAACCAUACCAUACCACAGCCAUGGCCACUCUAAGCUUCAACCCUGUUAGAAUAAAAUCCCCAACGUUCAAACAUUCCAAACUCACCACUCCAUCAAAACGCAUCACAAUUCCAUGCACCACUCCCUCCAACAGCCACCCCAAACUGCUCCACUUCCGACCCCGUUCGGUGUCCGAAAGCACCCAGAAAGAAGCACCCGAAGCGGUUCUCGGAGAAGAAGAAGAAGAAGAAGAAGAUGAUGAUGAUGACCCAUCUGCGGAACUGAGCUACGUGGACCCAGUAACUGACCCUGAGAGCAUCACGGAGUGGGAGCUGGACUUCUGCUCCAGGCCCAUUCUCGACGCCAGAGGGAAGAAGGUUUGGGAGUUAGUUGUGUGCGACAAGACGCUAUCGUUGCAGUACACCAAGUAUUUCCCGAACAACGUCAUUAACAGCAUUACGCUGAAGGAUGCUAUUGUUGCCGUUAGUGACCAGUUGGGUGUCCCGUUGCCCAGAAACAUUCGCUUCUUUAGGUCGCAGAUGCAGACAAUUAUUACAAAUGCGUGUAAUGAGCUUCGCAUAAGGCCUGUUCCUAGUAAACGGUGCGUGUCAAUAAUUCUAUGGCUAGAGGAGCGCUAUGAGACCGUAUAUAAAAAACAUCCUGGAUUUCAAGAAGGAUCCAAACCUCUUUUGGCACUUGAUAAUCCUUUUCCCACGGAACUUCCUGACAUUCUUUAUGGGGAAAGAUGGGCAUUUGUCCAAUUACCUUACUCAGCUGUUCGAGAGGAGAUAUCGACCUUUGAGAGAGGAGUUUGUGGUUCUGGGCUAGAUCUUGAUUUAUUGGGUCUUGACAUUGAUGACAAGACAUUGAUCCCAGGACUGUCUGUUGCGUCUUCUAAUUCUACAGCAUUGGCAGCUUUGAUAAAUGGAUUGGAGGUUUGCGCGGUGGAAGCGGAUACUGCUCGUGCUCGCCUGAUUCUUUCUAGUGGAAUUUCUACUCGGUAUAUAUAUUCCACCUAUAAGAAAACUCCUGAGACAACUAGUGAAGCUGAAGCUUGGGAAGCUGCUAAGAAAGCUUGUGGAGGUUUGCAUUUCCUUGCAGUUCAACCAGACUUGGAUUCUGAAGAUUGUGUUGGCUUCUUUCUUUUACUAGACUUGCCAUUUCCACCUGUAUGAUCGUACAAAUUAUCAUGGUUGAGUUGAAUCUUCACUGAACAAUAAUAUUAUAAUAGAGAAUAUUAGAUCACUGAGGUUUUUCUUUGACCCCAAAAUCAUAUUAUACCCAAAAGGGACCACCUCAUUUUUUGCAA
Molecule: messenger RNA, 1349 nt
Organism: Glycine soja
Lineage: Eukaryota; Viridiplantae; Streptophyta; Magnoliopsida; Fabales; Fabaceae
Product: protein TAB2 homolog, chloroplastic-like
Exons: 5
Coding region: 82-1215 (377 amino acids)
Molecular function (GO): RNA binding
Source: RefSeq, a predicted model, not a curated record